GGGCGGGGCGGGAGAACGGCCGGAACAGAGAGGGCACGGGCGGGGCCCAGCGCGGAGGCGGGCGGGGCUCUCCUGUUCUCCCUGGUUCUCCCCGGUGGUUCCGAGGCGCGAUGAUGCUGCCGGAGCCGCAGGCGGGCUCCGGCUCGCCGGACUGCCCUGACCUGCUGCAGCACGUCCCGGCGCUGCGCUCGCCGUCCACCCCGCUUUACCUCAGCUUCUUCGAGGAAGAGUGUCGCGCCAUCGCCGCCCGCCUGCGCCUCGGGGCGGCCGCGGAGCCCUCGCCGGGCCUGGGAGAGCUCAGCGGGCUGCAGCCCAAGCCCCCCGGACCCGCCACCUCCACGCCGCUGCCCUUACCGAGCCACGGGCGGGUCCCAGACUCGAGCGCGGGCGAUUUCGAGGCCUCUGCUGCCCCUGGCCCGGCCCCGGCCCCAGGGGAGCCCGGGUGCCUCCCGCAGCCCGCGGCCGGCGGUGGCCCCGGCGCCUGCCCCGCUCGCCCGCCCGCUCUGUCCCGGCGGGCGCGGCGCAGUCGCGGACAGCUCUCCGGCGGCGGCCCCGGCACCCCUGCCCGCUCCCCGGGCCGCGGCCGCGCCAGGCUUGCUCUCCCCCACACACGGGCGUGGCUGGGGCUGCAGGUCCCCGCGGCCGGCACGGGGCGCGGCGCCUGGGAAACGCGGCUCCUGCGGCCCCCAGGGACCAGGCUGAAACUGACAUCGCCUGCCAGGUCCAGGCUUCAACGUGCUAGCGGGGCUUCGCAGCAGGCACAGCUUUCCAGCCUUCCCAAACUCGCCCCCCGGGACAGAGGGAAGAAAAGUAACUCUGCCCCUGCCAGUUGCCUCGCGCGAAGUAGGGAAGCACCUGCUGCCAAGGUUGGGAGUGGUAAACAACCCUCCUCAAAGCUUUCUACAGGAAUUCCUGCUGUGGCUUCCCGCUCCUCACUGCGGCCUCUGGAAAAAGUAAUUUCGUCCAGGCAUUUUUGCCUCAAUCAAGAAUCAACUACAGAGGAGGUGGUGUGCAAUAGGACCCGAGAGCUGAAGGAAAAUGAUGAGAGCAAAGAAAGCCUGGUUGCAGCAAGCAUUGUCUUGGGAGCAGGUAGAAAUAACCAGACCUGGGAGUAUGUGGAGUCCUCUUUGUCCAGUGAGUUGUCCCCUGGCCUGACUUCAGGGUGUAAAGAUGUAGUCCCUGCUGAGCAGUCUGCAGGUGAUCAGCUGUCCCAGGAACUGGAGCGUGUGAAGAAAGAGCUGGAAAGAGUGAAGGGCGAGCUUGCUGACAAGACUGCCCAGUGUGAAGUCUAUCAGCAGACAAUCUCCUCCUUGCAGGCUCAGCUCAGAGCAGCAGGGCUCAGGUGUUGACUGCCAGAAGCUCUACUGCUUUGAUGUUGCUUCCCAGGAAUCUGUCUGAAAGAUGCAGCAGUGUUUGACAGUGGUGACCUGGGAAGAGACUGACAGCUGGGACAUGGGGACAAACAGCCACUGUCCAGCUGUGCGAGCUCCUGGGCCAGUGGUAUAUGUGGAGCUCUUGAAUAAAUUAAUUUUUAACCCUUUGUAUCUAAAAUAAAGGUGUCUUUUGCA
Haemorhous mexicanus (house finch) is the source of this 1568-nucleotide messenger RNA. RefSeq names its product methyl-CpG-binding domain protein 6-like. The transcript has 8 exons. The record is from RefSeq and is a predicted model, not a curated record. Bases 111 to 1349 code for a protein of 412 amino acids. Lineage: Eukaryota; Metazoa; Chordata; Aves; Passeriformes; Fringillidae.